Messenger RNA from Strongyloides ratti, 996 nucleotides. Its product is annotated as Short-chain dehydrogenase/reductase SDR family and Glucose/ribitol dehydrogenase family and NAD(P)-binding domain-containing protein. Bases 1 to 996 code for a protein of 331 amino acids. The record is from RefSeq and is a predicted model, not a curated record. Lineage: Eukaryota; Metazoa; Nematoda; Chromadorea; Rhabditida; Strongyloididae. The transcript is spliced from 2 exons. Gene Ontology annotation, molecular function: oxidoreductase activity.
AUGUGGUUUAUUAUUGUAACAAUAUUAGUUAUUAUUAUUGGUAUUAGAAAAUUCUUAGAAAUUUUAACGAUUGAUGAUAUAAAAGGAAAAGUUGUAGUUAUUACUGGUUGUGAUUCAGGAUUUGGAUAUGAAACAGCAAUAAAAUGUUGCCAAAAUGGAAUGAUUGUAUUUGGUGGUUGUUUAACAAAUCUAGGUGCAACAGAAUUAGAGAAACGUUGUAAUAAAAUGGAAGGCAAAUUAUUUACAUUUAUUGUUGAUGUAAGCGAUGAUGAUAGUAUGAAAAGUGGUUGUGAAAAAGUUAAACAAAUAAUGAAAAAAUUACUUAUUUCAAAUAUUUAUGGAUUAAUUGUUAAUGCAGGAAUCUUAGGUGAUUGUGGACCAUUUGAUUGGUUAUCAACAAAAAAUUAUAAAGAUGUCUUUGAGGUUAAUACUUUUGGUGGAAUAAGAACAGUUGAACAUUUUAAAGAAUUAAUUAAAAAAAGUAAUGGAAGAAUUAUUAUAACAACUUCUGUAUGUGGAAGAGUUGCCAUACCAAAUAUUGGUCCAUAUUCAUGUUCUAAAUAUGCUAUGGAGGCAUUUUGUGAUAUAUUAAGACUUGAAAUGAAACCAUUUAAUGUUAAAGUUAUUUGUAUUGAACCAGGUUUUUUUAAAACACCAUUAACUAAAACUGAUAAUAUUACCAAAAUGUUAGAACGUGUAUAUAAUAAUUGUAGUGAUAAUAUUAAACAACAAUAUGGAAAAGAUUAUUUUAAUUUUAUUGUAAAACAAACUAAAGAACAUUUAAUUUAUAGAUCAAGUUCUAAUUGUCAUUUAGUUUCUGAAGCAUAUUUUAGAAGUCUUGUUAGUUAUUUACCAUAUUCAAGAUAUCAAAUUGGUUUUGAUUCAAAAUAUGUCUUUAUACCAUUAUCUUUUAUUCCAACAGAAAUUAGUGAUUUAUUAGCACAACUUUUUAUGCUUAUAAAGGGAGCACCAAAAAUUGUUGGAAUUAAUAAAUAA